AAAAAUCGAUCUGAAGCGAGCAGUGGUCUGUGAACUCGAGCUGUGAGAGUGCUGAGACUGUUUGGUUGAUAUCUCGAGUUUUACCAAUCCAAUUAAGGCGUGUGAGAUACCAAAAGAAAGCUCUCAAGACGAGGAAUCCGUGAAGGUCUGGUUUGCAUCAAUCGGAGUAGAGGAAGGCUUCCAAAUCGUCCGAGCAGAACGCGACCUCGCAGGGACGGAUUUACUCUUCUAAUAUAGUGGCAUCAUCAAAAUCUUAUCAAAAUUGGGUACUAACACAUUGGAUCGAGAAGGAAGGUUUUAAAGCUCAUUUGAGGUUGAGGCUAGAGCUUGCUUCCUGUGCUCGUUGCUCGAGAGAUCAUCUAGGAGCGAAGACUUGGUUCGUGCUUCCUCCAUUCGGGUUUUAAACAUUAAUAAACAUGCUCAUGGAUAUUUUACUAUAGAGCCUGCGUGCUCAUGAAUAGCCCGGUGUGGCCUUUUGUUUUAAACAAUGUUUUCCGCUGCGUUAUGAAUUACUUAUUAUGUUUUGUUUAUGGAUGUAUAUGUGUGAAUGAUAUUCAAGACGCCUUGUAUAUUAUGAAUGUGUUGAACUGCGGUUGACUAUUCAUAUUGUACGGCGGGUUGUUGACGUGUCCGGAUAGGUCCGGGGCGUGACAAUUAAGUUGGUAUCAGAGCCUUAGUCCAUAAACUUCAUAAUGAAGUCUCAAAAUUCUCUUUUCAAAAUGAUUUUUGAAAACCAUGAGCAAAAACGUUUUGUACUUAAGAACUUUUGGUGUUUGAGUUGCAAGGUCUCUAAUUGUUAAGAUGGCGCCCUUAACGAUUGGUAUGGCGGUGACUUGACCCAAGAGAUGUCUUAAGUGCCUAUCUGUCAGUUGACAUUUGAAACGAGUCUAAUGACUCAUUCUAAUUAUUUCUUUCAGCGAUGGAGGGUGAUGGUGGUAUUAUGAAUAGGGAGAACUCGGAAGGGCUUGCACCGGGUGGAACCGGGCAUGCCAACCGAGAAAAGCCCUUAGGACCAAAGGUGCAUGAAAUUCUUGAAGCUCAAAUCGUGAGUGGUGGUCAUGUUAAGACCAAGGAAAAAUCACCUUGUUAUGGCAAAACUGAACCACUCAAGGCUUCGGGUGACGAAGGAGAUGGUUUGAGUGAUGAGGACCUUGAUAAUGCACCCAUUGAACAAAUGGGCAUGGUCAUAAAUUGGCUUCAACGUGAACGUGCAAGACUUAUACAAAAACGCCAAGCUAGGCAAGUUAAGGACGCACCAUUAGGAAGGAAAAGAAAAUGGGGAGACCACGACCCCCAAGGACAUUCUAGGAGGACAAAUGUUGAGGGUGACAAAACCUUCGGGGCACACACAUUAUCGCUUGGGAGGAGUCGAGGCUCGGGUGGCCAGAGCUCGAGGUCAAAAGGUUCGAGAGUACCUAAGUGCACAAAUUGUAAGAAGCACCACCCGGGUAAGUGUUGGGACCCUCCUAGGUGCUACCGAUGCAGAGAGAUCGGGCACACGAAUGCGAAUUGCCCACAACUUGUACCCG
Molecule: messenger RNA, 1529 nt
Organism: Cuscuta epithymum
Lineage: Eukaryota; Viridiplantae; Streptophyta; Magnoliopsida; Solanales; Convolvulaceae
Source: the annotation of a GenBank genome assembly